GAGCCUCUGACGGCGGGCGGCGUGUGACGCAGUCGGGCCCUCUGCGCGCUGCGCCCGAAGCGGCGGUCGGUGGCGGUGGUGGUAGCGGCGGCGACGGUUUCGUGGCGGCCGCGCGCUGCUCUCUGAGCGGCGGGUGGCGGACGGGCCGAGGCCUUCACUCCUGACACUUCCUUCUCCUGCCGCACCGCGCUUGCUGAAGCAAAGACUCAUUUUGAAGAUGUUUAAUAAGUCAUUUGGAACACCCUUUGGGGGUGGCACUGGUGGCUUUGGCACAACUUCAACAUUUGGGCAGAACACUGGCUUUGGCACUACUAGUGGAGGAGCAUUUGGAACAUCUGCAUUUGGUUCUAGCAACAAUACUGGAGGCCUGUUUGGAAAUUCACAGACCAAACCAGGAGGAUUAUUUGGUACUAAUUCAUUUAGUCAGCCAGCUACUUCCACAAGCACUGGCUUUGGGUUUGGCACAUCAACAGGAACAUCAAAUAGCUUGUUUGGAACUGCAAGUACAGGGACCAGUCUCUUCUCAUCCCAAAACAAUGCCUUUGCACAAAAUAAACCAACUGGCUUUGGAAAUUUUGGAACAAGUACUAGCAGUGGGGGACUUUUUGGUACUACAAAUACAACCUCCAAUCCUUUUGGUAGCACAUCUGGCUCCCUCUUUGGGCCGAGUAGUUUUACAGCUGCUCCUACUGGGACCACUAUUAAGUUUAAUCCUCCAACUGGUACAGAUACUAUGGUUAAAGCUGGAGUUAGCACUAACAUCAGUACCAAGCACCAGUGUAUUACUGCUAUGAAAGAAUAUGAAAGCAAGUCACUAGAGGAACUUCGUUUAGAGGAUUAUCAGGCUAACCGGAAAGGCCCGCAGAACCAAGUGGGAGCAGGUACCACAGCUGGCUUGUUUGGGUCUUCUCCAGCCACCUCCAGUGCGACAGGACUCUUCAGCUCCUCUACCACUAAUUCAGGCUUUGCAUAUGGUCAGAACAAAACAGCCUUUGGAACUAGUACCACUGGAUUUGGAACAAAUCCGGGUGGUCUCUUUGGACAACAGAAUCAGCAGACCACCAGCCUCUUCAGCAAACCAUUCGGCCAGGCCACAACCACCCAGAACACUGGCUUUUCUUUCGGUAAUACCAGCACACUAGGACAGCCAAGCACCAGCACCAUAGGUUUAUUUGGAGUGACCCAAGCCUCACAGCCUGGAGGUCUUUUUGGGACAGCUACAAACACCAGCACUGGGACAGCAUUUGGAACAGGAACGGGUCUCUUUGGGCAGCCCAACACUGGAUUUGGUGCUGUUGGUUCGACCCUGUUUGGCAAUAACAAGCUUACUACAUUUGGAACCAGCACAACCAGUGCUCCUUCAUUUGGUACAACCAGUGGCGGGCUCUUUGGUAACAAACCAACCCUGACUUUAGGAACCAAUACAAACACUUCCAAUUUUGGUUUUGGCACAAACACCAGUGGGAGUAGUAUUUUUGGAAGUAAACCAGGACCUGGGACUCUGGGAACUGGGCUUGGUGCAGGAUUUGGAACAGCUCUUGGUGCUGGACAGGCAUCUUUGUUUGGGAACAACCAACCUAAGAUCGGAGGGCCUCUUGGUACAGGAGCCUUUGGGGCCCCUGGAUUUAAUACUACGACAGCCACUUUGGGCUUUGGAGCCCCCCAGGCCCCAGUAGCUUUGACAGAUCCCAAUGCUUCUGCUGCCCAGCAAGCUGUUCUCCAACAGCACAUCAAUAGUUUAACGUACUCACCUUUUGGAGACUCUCCUCUCUUCCGGAAUCCCAUGUCAGACCCUAAGAAGAAAGAAGAGAGAUUGAAACCAACAAAUCCAGCAGCCCAGAAGGCUCUCACUACACCUACUCAUUAUAAACUAACACCCCGCCCUGCCACCAGAGUUCGACCAAAGGCUUUACAAACAACAGGCACAGCCAAGUCACAUCUCUUCGAUGGGCUGGAUGAUGAUGAGCCAUCAUUAGCCAAUGGAGCAUUCAUGCCCAAGAAGAGCAUUAAGAAGUUGGUUUUGAAAAACCUUAACAAUAGCAAUCUCUUCUCUCCUGUUAAUCGUGAUUCAGAAGAUCUAGCUUCACCAUCUGAUUAUCCAGAAAAUGGGGAGAGAUUCAGUUUCCUGAGCAAACCUGUUGAUGAGAACCAUCAGCAGGAUGGAGAUGAUGAUUCUCUUGUGUCACGUUUUUAUACUAACCCUAUUGCCAAACCCAUUCCUCAAACCCCGGAGAGUGCUGGAAAUAAACACAACAGCAGCAGCAGUGUGGAUGAUACCAUUGUUGCAUUAAACAUGCGUGCUGCUUUGCGAAAUGGGCUGGAAGGAAGCAGUGAAGAGACCUCUUUUCAUGAGGAGUCACUGCAGGAUGACCGAGAAGAAAUAGAAAAUAAUACUUACCAUAUGCAUCCAGCAGGUAUUGUUCUCACUAAGGUUGGUUACUAUACUAUUCCAUCUAUGGAUGACCUUGCUAAAAUUACCAAUGAAAAAGGAGAGUGCAUUGUCUCUGACUUCACUAUUGGUCGUAAAGGUUAUGGUUCAAUCUAUUUUGAAGGAGAUGUGAAUUUGACAAAUCUAAAUUUGGAUGAUAUUGUGCAUAUUCGAAGGAAAGAAGUGAUUGUCUACUUAGAUGAUAACCAGAAACCACCUGUGGGUGAAGGUCUAAAUAGGAAGGCUGAAGUUACACUGGAUGGAGUUUGGCCAACAGAUAAAACAUCUCGUUGUUUAAUAAAGAGCCCAGAUCGACUUGCUGAUAUCAACUAUGAGGGCAGAUUGGAAGCAGUUUCAAGGAAACAGGGAGCUCAAUUCAAAGAGUACCGUCCUGAAACGGGUUCUUGGGUGUUUAAGGUCUCCCAUUUUUCUAAGUAUGGCCUUCAGGAUUCUGAUGAAGAGGAGGAGGAACGGCCAUCUAAAACUAGUACAAAGAAGUUGAAGACUGCCCCUUUGCCUCCUGCAGGCCAGGCCACCCCAUUCCAGAUGGCUCUAAAUGGCAAGCCAGCACCUCCACCCCAGAGCCAGAGUCCAGAGGUGGAGCAGUUAGGGAGGGUUGUGGAACUGGACAGUGACAUGGUAGAUAUCACCCAGGAGCCAGUUUUGGAUUCCAUGUUAGAAGAGAGCGUGCCUGAGGAUCAGGAACCUGUGUCUGCCUCAACACACAUUGCAUCUUCACUGGGAAUUAAUCCACAUGUCUUACAGAUCAUGAAAGCAUCAUUGCUUGCUGAUGAAGAAGAUGUAGAUAUGGUUCUGGAUCAACGCUUCAAUCAUCUUCCUUCUAAAGCAGAUACUUCUCAAGAAAUCUGUUCUCCCAGACUCCCCAUUUCAGCAUCCCACUCAUCAAAAUCCCGUUCUUUAGUUGGUGGGUUACUACAAUCAAAGUUUACUAGUGGAACUUUUCUUUCACCAAGUGCCUCUGUACAAGAAUGUCGUACUCCCAGAGCAGCAUCUUUGAUGACUAUCCCAUCCACAUCUCCUUGGUCUGUCCCUCCACCCCUGACCUCUGUGUUUACAGUGCCCAGCCCAGCCCCUGAAGUUCAGUUGAAAACUGUGGGUACACGCAGACAACCAGGCCUAGUCCCUCUUGAAAAGUCUGUCACCUAUGGCAAGGGGAAACUCUUGAUGGACAUGGCCCUAUUUAUGGGACGCUCAUUUCGAGUUGGUUGGGGCCCCAACUGGACUCUUGCUAAUAGUGGAGAACAGCUGAGUGGCUCUCAUGAACUGGAAAAUCAUCAGAUUGCCGAUUCUAUGGAAUAUGGAUUCCUGCCUAAUCCAGUAGCUGUUAAAUCCCUUACUGAGUCUCCAUUCAAAGUUCAUUUGGAAAAACUCAGUUUGAGACAAAAGAAGCCAGAUGAAGACCUGCAAUUAUACCAGAUACCUCUGGAGCUCAAAUUAAAACAUAGCACUGUCCAUGUGGAUGAGCUGUGUCCUCUCAUUGUCCCUAAUCCAGGAGUUGCUGUCAUUCAUGACUAUGCAAAUUGGGUUAAGAAAGCAUCAGGACACUUUCUGGAAGCACAAAUUGUGAAGCACUGGAGCCUAACAUGGACAUUAUGUGAAGCCUUAUGGGGCCACCUGAAGGAGCCUGACAGCCAGCUGGAUGAGCCUAGUGAAUACAUUCAGAUUCUGGAGCGAAGAAGAACUUUUUCUCGCUGGCUAUCCCAAACUGCUGCACUUCAAAUUGAGGAGGAAGUCUCCUUAACCAGAAAAGACAGGCCCGUGGAGGCUGUCUUCAGCUACCUCACGGGCAAGAGGAUCAGUGAAGCCUGCUCUCUGGCCCAGCAGUCAGGUGAUCAUCGUCUUGCCCUUCUUUUAUCCCAGCUGGUGGGUAGCCAGUCAAUCCGGGAGCUGCUUACUAUGCAGCUGGUGGAUUGGCAACAGCUCCAGGCUAACUGUUUCAUCCAGGAUGAGAGAUUGCGCAUCUUUGCCUUAUUGGCUGGAAAACCGGUAUGGCAGCUCACAGAGCACAGGCAAAUCAAUGUGUGCUCAUAUUUGGAUUGGAAACGCGCCCUGGCUGUUCAUCUUUGGUAUUUGCUUCCACCAACAGCCUCCAUUUCCAGGGCACUCAGCAUGUAUGAAGAAGCAUUUCAGAAUUCCUCUGAGGCUGACAGGUAUGCCUGCUCCCCACUUCCUGCAUACCUGGAGGGCUCUGGCUGUGUGAUAAAGGAGGAAGAAAACUCACAGAGACCACUUCAAGAUGUCUGCUUUCAUCUUCUAAAACUCUACAGUGAUAGUUCAAGAUGGAUCAGAAACCUAAUUUCAAACUUAAACCAGAAAACAAACAGAAGAAACCAAACAGGAAGAUCUUUGCAACUGUGAGUUAGGCAAAGAUUUUUUUGAUACCAAAUAAAUAACCUGUAGAAGAAAAAAUUGGUGCACUGGACUUCAGAAAAAUUAAAAACUAUUGGUCAUGAAAAACUGUUAGGAGAAUGAAAAGACAAGCCACAGAUCGGGGGAAGAUACUUGCAAUUCAUAUAUCUGAUAAAGACCUUGUAUCCAGAACAUAUAAAGAACUCCUUUUUAAAAAAAAAAAAAAAAGAUUUUAUUUAUUUGAGAGAGAGAGUGUGCAGGCAGGUGGAGUGGGAGAGGAAGAAGCAGACUCCGUGCUAAGCGUGGAGCCUGACACGGGGCUCGAUCUCUCAACCCUGAGAUCAUGACCUAAGCUGAAAUCAAGAGUUGGAUGCUUAACUGACAGAGCCACCCAGGUGUCCCCAGAACAUUUAAAGAACUCUUAAAACUCAAUAAUAAUUAAACAAUCCAAUUUUAAAAGUGGGCAAAAUAUUUAGGGGCGCUUGGGUGGCUUAGUCGGUUAAGUGGCUGCCUUCGGCUCGGGUCAUGAUCCCAAGGUCCUGGAAUCGAGCCCUGCAUCGGGCUCCCUGCUCGGCGGGAAGCCUGCUUCUCCCUCUCCCACUCCCCCUGCUUGUGUUCCCUCUCUCGCUGUGUCUCUCUCUGUCAAAUAAAUAAAUUAAAUCUUAAAAAAAAAAAUGGGCAAAAUAUUUAAACAUUUGCUUUACCAAAGAAGACCUAGAUGUCAAGCACAUGAAAAAGUGUUCAGCAUCAAUAGACAACAGGGAAAUGCAAAUUAAAACCAUCAUGGGGUACCACUGUCCACCUAUUAGAAUAUGAUUAGAAAUUAAAAAGACCUAGGGCGCCUGUGUGGCUCAGUCAGUUAAGCCUCCGACUCUUGAUCUCACCUCAGGUCUUAGGGUCAUGAGUGCAAGAGUCUCCCAGCAUGGAACCUACUUAAAAAAAAAAAACCUGUACCAAGUGUUGUGAUAGAUGUGGAAGCAACUUGAAUUCUCAUACACUGGUGGUGAAAAAUGUAAAAUGGUAUUGGCACUUUCGUAAACAGUUUGGCAGCUUAGAAAGUUAGACAUACACCUGCCUGCAUAUGAUCCAGUCAUGCCACUCCUAGGUAUUUACCCAAAAGAAUGAAAACAUAUAUCUAUAUGCAAAUGUUUGUAACAGCUGUUUGUAAUGAUCCAAAACUGGAAACAAGCCAAAUUUCUAUCAACAGGUGAAUAGAUAAACAAAUUGUGGUAUAUCUAUAUAAUGGAAUGCUACUCAGCAAUAAAAGGGAAUGAACUGUUGAUACACAAGAUAACAGAGUGAAUCACAAGAUAAUUUUACUUGGUUUUGAAAGAGGUGAGACAAAAAAGUACCCAGAAACAUACAUAUUGUAUGAUUCCAAUUUACCUAAAAUUCUGGAACAUGCAAACUGAUUAAUCCCAGAAAACAGAUCAGUGGUUGCCUGGGAAGAGUGGGUAUAAGGAGGGGCAGGAAGAGGGGGAUUACAAAGAGUCAUAAGGAAACUUUUGGAGGUGAUGAGUGUGUUUGUUAUCUUGACCUUGGUGGUAAUUUCACAGGUGUGUACAUAUGUUAAGACUUAAUGAAAAUUGUACAUUCUAAAUAUGUUCUGUUUACUGUAUAUCAGGUUUUUUUAAUGUCAAAAAACAGAAAAAGAAAGGAAUAUCUCAAAGUGCCAGUAAUAGAGAAACUGGAGCCACAAGGAGAUAGUGAACCUUGUUCUCAUGAAAGGUAGAAUUGCUGUGACUAAAUCCUUAAAUAAAGUCCACACUCUGUCCCAUACAAAUAAAUAGACUAGAACUGCACUGUCCAACAUAAUAACUGCUAUUCAGAUAUGACUAUUUUAAGUAAACUUUUAAAUUUAGUUACACAUUCAUAGUCACAUUUCAAGUGUCUAAUAGCCACAUGUGGCUGGCUAUUGGCUAUCAUUGGUCAGGGCAGGUUAUAGAACAUUUCCAUCAUCCCACAAAGUUCAGUUUGACAGCACUGGUCAAGAAAACUUCUGUUCAUUACUUGGGCAAGUAUUAGGAAAUAAAAUGUCUGGGAUCUUAGGUAAAAAGGUAAAGUUAUUGGAUGGUGAUCUAAGCCUUAAAACUUGCAGGUGUGAGAUCUUAGUUUAAUAGGGAAUUGCAAGCUAAGAACUUUACACAUAAACUGGUCCAGGACCAUUAAAAUCUUUGGGAUGCCAGCAGAAGAAAGAGCAAAAGUCUGAAUUUUUUCAGACGUUUGCUGGGCACCUGAAUUUCCUUCUAUAGAGAAUAAUCCCCACUGUAGACAAAAUCAGCGGUAGAGAUUACAAGCCAUAGAAGGAAGUAACCUUCAUGAAGACAAGCUGUUCAAACAAACAGGAGACUUAGCACUCCAACAACUUCAUGUAAUAGAACAGUCUGGAAAAUCCUAAUAUAACUGCAUGUUUUUAAUGGUUAAGAAAAGUAUCGGGGUACCUGGGUGGUUCAGUCGGCUAACCAUCUGAACUUCGGCUCAGGUCAUGAUCUCAGGGUCCUGGGAUCCUGGGAUCAAGGCUGCACUCAGCAAAAGGUCUACUUCUCCCUCCCCCUCACUCCUCCCUAACUCAUGCGCUCUCAUACACUCUCUUUCAAAUAAAUAAAAUUUUAAAAAUAAAUAAAUGGUUAAGUGAAGGAAUGAAGACUAAGAGUUGUGAAGACUCCAUGUACACCAGGAUGGUAAAUAUCUAAGCCAAACAAAUACCAGCAAACCUAUCAGAUCACACAACCACAGAAGAGGAGGUGCCUUCAUAUUUAGUAGGAUCUGUAAUCUGGCUGAACCUAGAAGUAGACUGAUAGAGCACAGUCUCAGAGGGAGACCAUGUGGUCUAUAAUGCUGCUUUUCUCGGGUGCCUGCCUUUAUUAUCUUCUAAACCAUAUCCAGAACAGUUGACCUGUCCAGUGCAGGUGGUCUGCUGCCUUGA
Molecule: messenger RNA, 7724 nt
Organism: Mirounga angustirostris (Northern elephant seal)
Lineage: Eukaryota; Metazoa; Chordata; Mammalia; Carnivora; Phocidae
Gene: NUP98
Product: nucleoporin 98 and 96 precursor
Exons: 29
Coding region: 218-4807 (1529 amino acids)
Biological process (GO): RNA export from nucleus; protein import into nucleus; telomere tethering at nuclear periphery
Cellular component (GO): nuclear pore; nuclear pore cytoplasmic filaments
Molecular function (GO): RNA binding; structural constituent of nuclear pore
Source: RefSeq, a predicted model, not a curated record